This is a messenger RNA of Emiliania huxleyi CCMP1516, 1251 nucleotides long. RefSeq lists its product as hypothetical. The record is from RefSeq and is a predicted model, not a curated record. The transcript has 2 exons. The coding region runs from base 1 to 1251 and encodes 416 amino acids. NCBI's taxonomy places the organism in Eukaryota, Haptophyta, Isochrysidales, Noelaerhabdaceae.
AUGGCCGCCCGUGCUGUCCCUAAGAGGCACCGCGCCGCCGCGCUAGCCUACUUUGGCGGUCUCGCCACUGCGACUGCGAUCGCUUUGGACGAGUGGCUCGACCUGCGCAAGUGGCGGACCGUUCGGCACGUGCUCACGACGCCUGUCUCGGUCGAUAUGAAGCUGCACACUCGAGUGCGCGCAGCUGAGGGCGAGGCCGGCCAGGGUUGCGUCGACUGGCCGGCGGGCCGUGUGCUGCUGCAGUGGGCGGUCGACGGCGGGGUGCCGCUCCGCCACGGCUCAGUCUUGGAGGUGGGAGCGGGCGUUGGCGUCACCUCGAUUGGCCUCGCGCUGGCGGCCUCGUGCUCCUCAGAUGCGGGUGGCGGCGGGGGAUCCGACGGCGACCCCACUCGCGUCCUCGCCACCGACGUGUGCGACAGCGCGCUCGCCAACUUGCAUCGGAACGCCGCGGAGAACGAGGCGCCGGCGCUGCUGCGGGUUGAACGGUGGGACGCCGCGGGAGGCACAGAGGCUGUCCGCCGGCUGAGCCGCCUCGUCGACCCGCGGACGCUGACGCACGUCAUCGGGGCCGACAUCGUGAGCGUGCCAAUCGGCAGCGGCGGCGGUGGUGGCAAUGCCGCCGGCGGCGAAGCUGCCGGCGGCGACGGCCUCGAGGCGACGCUGGCGGCACUGCUGGCGGAGAACCCGGCGCUGCGCGUCACGCUGCUGCUCUUCAACCGCGUCUCCGGGGGCGCGGUGACCGCCCUGGCCGGCGCGGCCGGGAUGCCAGAGGGGGGCUGCACCCUCGACCCCGCCCUCGCCCGCUUCGAGCGCAGGUGCGCGGCGCACGGCCUGCGCGCUUGCCGGAGUCCGGUGCCGGAGGGCUGCCUGAGGCACGUGGCCGAGGCCCUCCCGCUGCGAGAGCGCGGGCUGUGGGCGCUCGGCGGGGUGUGGGACGGCCUGCAGCUGUACGAGGCGCUCAAGCUCGCGUACGAGCUCCUCCGCGAGCGCGACGAGGAGGACCUCGAGCUUGCGAUUGAGGAGGACGAGGCGGGCAACCCGAUCGUCAAGUUUGCCCACCAUUCGAACCGACGGUUCUCGGACAAGGUGGCGCGGGACACGAGCGAUGUCACGGGCGCUACCAUCACAGACAUCGACUGCAUCUUCGGCUGGAACGAGCAGGAGCGAGAGAGGUCGAUGCAGCAGCACUACGCCGGCCUCGAUCUCGCCUCGCGCAUCGAGCGGCUCGCGCGAGUGACUAUGAUGGUGUAG